AUGGGUGAGGAGUCAGAUAGUGAUUCAAUGAGUGAGUCUGAAGAGAGUCUGGAUGACUCUGAAGUUGAAACUAGUAAGAAAAGAAAACAUGUGAGAACCAAGCCUUCCUCCUCGAAGGGUAAGAAAAAAUCUAAAGAUAAAGCUCUCCAAAUUAGCUCCUCCUUGGAGGAAGAGGUCUCUGAGGAUUCUGAGAAGGAGGAAUCCCGGUCUCCUUGGAAUGAGAAAACCAAAAUUUCAAUUCAGACAAGGAACAAACAGAAGAAACAGGAAGUCAAUGUUAAGGAGCUGAAGGAACAAGUGCAGAGAAAGAAUCCGGAUUUCGACCAUAAUUUGGAGGAGGAGACCUUUGGGGAAGGUUUUGAACUGAGAAUAGAUGGAAAAGUUGGUAAAAUCAUUGUUGGAGACAUCUCCAACAAGGAAAAGGACAACUCUGGUGAGAAAUCACCCUCCUCAAAUCCUCCUCCUGAGGGUUUGAAGGGCUUUAUGGACACUAUUGAUUGGAUAAUUACCAGUUACAAGAAAGCUGUGGAGGAUAAUAAGAAGCUCAACCACAGAGUCCAAAUCCUGGAGACUAUUAGUUUUGGCAGAGGCAAAUCUAUGGCAGAACAGGUCUCAGCUGGCAAUACAAAAAUCCUCAUCAGCAAGCUGGAGGAGGAGAAGGACUCCCUGGAGAUUGAACUUGACAUUGAAGGCACGGGAGAAGUGCAAGGAGCAGAGGAUGUUUUGAAUGAGUAA
This is a messenger RNA of Cryptomeria japonica (Japanese cedar), 735 nucleotides long. RefSeq lists its product as uncharacterized. The record is from RefSeq and is a predicted model, not a curated record. The coding region runs from base 1 to 735 and encodes 244 amino acids. The transcript has 3 exons. Lineage: Eukaryota; Viridiplantae; Streptophyta; Pinopsida; Cupressales; Cupressaceae.